This is a messenger RNA of Chenopodium quinoa (quinoa), 1172 nucleotides long. RefSeq names its product dirigent protein 23-like. Lineage: Eukaryota; Viridiplantae; Streptophyta; Magnoliopsida; Caryophyllales; Amaranthaceae. The coding region runs from base 315 to 893 and encodes 192 amino acids. The record is from RefSeq and is a predicted model, not a curated record. The transcript has a single exon.
AUACUAAUAUAAAGGAAACAAGAAAGAUAUUAGUCGUGUUACCAACAAGAAAAUCCUCCAAUAUUUGACAAACAUUGCUACUUCAUUUGCUACCUCACCUAAUUAGCAAGCAAACAAGUUAGAAAACUAAUCACUUAGCCCCCCCACCUCAGUUUACUUUCUAGCCAUAUUAUAUUCUAGAGAUCUCACAAUCUCUUCUUAUAUAAACGUACGCAAAUCUUCCUUCUAUUUUCACUUGUCUUAACACUUACGUGCACAUAUUUUCGAUUGCGAUUAGUCUCGCUGCCUCUUUAGUCACCACAAAGGUUAAAGAAAUGGCAAGGCUAAUGUUACAAGUGAUGAAGUUUGUACUCUUUACAAUCUUCGUGGUUAGCCCAAGUACGGCCUGGGCCAGCAUGGCAUCCCAGGCCGACGAAUGGGCUAAAACGGUUGAAAAAGGCAAGGAGCGUACAACUACUCUUCAAUUUUAUUUUCAUGAUACCCUUAGUGGCAAGUCUCCGAGUGCGGUUAAGGUGGCUCAACCCAUACAGCAAGAGAAUCAGACCCUCACGGGUUUUGGAGUCGUCAUGAUGGCUGACGACCCACUAACGGUAGGACCUGACCCAAAGUCGAAGCUUGUGGGCCGGGCCCAAGGUCUUUAUGGAUCAGCUUGCCAGGAUGAAUUGGGCCUAGUGAUGGCACUGAGUUACACCUUCAAUGAUGGUAAGUACAAUGGGAGUUCCAUUAGUAUAAUGGGCCGGAACUCGGCCAUGGAGCCGGUGAGAGAGAUGCCGGUUGUCGGAGGAACCGGGUUUUUCCGGAUGGCCCGUGGGUAUGCCAUAGCUCAUACAUACUGGGUUGAUUUUAAAACCGGGGAUGCCAUUGUUGGGUAUAAUGUUACACUUGUUCACUAAAUCACGAAUUAAUUGCAUUAAUUAGUUAUAGUCGAUUUUUCUUUGUACCAAAACAAUAGUAUGGUAUAUUUGACAUUAUGCACUAAACUCAUGUUUAAUAAGCUUAAUUAGUUCCUCUCCUUAAUCUUCUUUAUGUUCGUGAUCUUGUUCUUUUGCUCUAGUUGUCCCAUCAUUGGUGUAUUUUUAAACUUGUUUGAAACAAAGUUUAUAUUUAGUGAAAUGUAUGAAAGCAUUACAUAAUCCUGGAUAUUCAAUAUACAUAUUUGCAGUUUUUAAAAA